Eimeria acervulina is the source of this 1029-nucleotide messenger RNA. RefSeq lists its product as hypothetical. The record is from RefSeq and is a predicted model, not a curated record. NCBI's taxonomy places the organism in Eukaryota, Apicomplexa, Conoidasida, Eucoccidiorida, Eimeriidae. The coding region runs from base 1 to 1029 and encodes 342 amino acids. The transcript has a single exon.
AUGGACCGUGUGGAGAAGAGACUGCCCGCUUGGGAAGAAGGCCCUGAUGAAGGAAUGAGCCCCCCAAAACCCAAGUUUUUCAACCUUUCCUCUGGACUAACGACAGGAACGAGGAGCUCCGAGCUGCCGUCAAAGGUAGAACUUCAUGCCCUUGUGCCUGCAGAAGUUCGCCUUGGCACCACGCAACUCAUGAUUGCUUUCUUGCUAGACGAGAAAUAUUCCUCGUGGAGGUGGUUAUACAAUCGUGCCUGUGAAAACAUCGAGAUCCGCAACAAAGAAAUGCCAUUGUCACUAGAAACAUGUUUUUCUCUCACACGGACGGCGAAUGAUUCUGUUCCUCAAUACUCGAAAGGUAUGGCAGCGUGCUGUCUCCACCAUCACGCACGUCAUGUCAACUUUUCCCUUCAACUGACUCAAAACACGUGUGAGAUUGAAUUAGAGGCUUCGUACGCCUUUCGGGAGUGGUUAGAACAACAAGUAGGCACUUCGCUCGUCCAGCCGGACUGCGUAGUGCGGGAAACCAACGUGGCGGACAGCUAUAUCCAAAUGAUUAGAGAGCAGCGUCAGAAGGUUGCUACGGCGCGUGCCGUGUACAUCGCGGCUCAGGAAGAUCUUCCGUACCCACUUUUUGAAGUCACCUACGAGGAAAGGCUGAUGCAGCGUGUAGAGAGAAAGCUGCAGGGUAUUGACGCAGGGGACCUUAUAACGCCUUUUCCAGUAAAGAAAGAACUGACCCCUGAGGAAGCAGAAGCUGAAGCACGGAGGAAAAGCCUGCUUUCACGCAGUGACCAGGAACUAGAAAAGGUGCAUCCCGAAAGAAUAGAGUUUCUAGGUUUUGUUUUUGAGUCCUACAAGUAUGGCACUGGGUACCAGGCACGCAAACUUGAGAAGGAAUAUGCGAAUGCUCAUCCGCAGAAACGCGUUGAUGGGGAAGCCCCACGGUGGUACAAAUCAAGAGCUCGCCGCCCUGAAGCUGAAGCGCCAAAGUAUGACAAGGACCUUCUCCUACGUUUAUGCGGCUGCUUGUAG